Cercospora beticola is the source of this 2330-nucleotide messenger RNA. It is a transcript of the gene NPL4, whose product is annotated as nuclear protein localization protein 4. Gene Ontology annotation, biological process: ubiquitin-dependent protein catabolic process. Gene Ontology annotation, cellular component: nucleus. Lineage: Eukaryota; Fungi; Ascomycota; Dothideomycetes; Mycosphaerellales; Mycosphaerellaceae. The record is from RefSeq and is a predicted model, not a curated record. Gene Ontology annotation, molecular function: ubiquitin protein ligase binding; ubiquitin binding.
CGUAAUCAUCGCCGCCUGCCACAGUCACUAACUUCUGUUCACGCGUCCCGCCACCUUCACUUGUCGUCGACACAUGGCUCCAGCACAUAUUAUACAAUAGCCCUUCUCUCUCCGCGCUCGGCACCUCCUCCAUCCACCUCAUCAUCGAUUCGACAUCAACCGCCGACGCUCGUCUCGCGAAGCACGCAACAUACCAGCACACACCACCUCCAUCAUGAUACUCCGCUUCCAGUCCCGCGAUGGCAACUUUCGCCUCAAUGUCCAGCCUGACCAAGACAUCGCCUCCAUCCUUCCCGAGGUCCUCGCCAAGUUGCCAAAGACUGCGGUGCCUUCCUCGAUACAAAUCUCGCCCAAACCACAUGGAGGAGAAAUGCGGCCGUUGGAGAAGAUGAAGGGCGUGACGUUCAGCCGAAUAGGACUCGUCGAGAACGGCACCAUGAUCUAUCUCUCCUUCGACGACGAGGUGGCUGCGACAUCGAACGGUCAUCACGCUGCUGCUAGCAAACUGAGCGGGAAAGAGGUGACGCAGAAAGAGCUCGAAUCUGUUGCAAUCAAUGUGGCACCGGCACUUAUCAAGAAUCCAUGGGAGACAGUCAAGCAGUCAGAGCUCGACGAUCGAUUAGACAAGCUGGAUGGAAAGAUUCAUCGAAAAAAGGAUCCGAAGAUGUGCAGACACAACGCUCACGGCAUGUGCGAUUACUGUCAACCCGUGGAGCCGUACGACAAGGGAUAUCUGGAAGAGAAUAAGAUCAAGCACAUGUCAUUCCACGCAUACCUUCGACAGAAGAACCAGGGCAAGAACAAACCCGAGUCGGGCAGUUCGUAUAUGCCGCCGCUGUCAGAACCAUACUUUCGCGUAAACCCGAAUUGCCCGUCAGGCCACAAGCCUUUUCCUGCAGGCAUCUGCAGCAAAUGUCAGCCUUCCGCCAUUUCGUUGCAACCACAACCCUACCGCAUGGUGGACCACGUCGAGUUCCAGGACUUUGCGAUCGUCAAUCGAUUCCUAGAUUUCUGGAGAAGAGGCGGCGCACAGCGAAUCGGUUUCAUGUAUGGACGAUACGAGCAGUACGACAUGGUGCCACUUGGCACAAAGGCCGUCGUGGAGGCCAUCUACGAACCGCCGCAGAUUGAUGAGCCGGACGGCGUGACCAUGGCAGAGUGGGAGAACGAGGAGGCCAUUGACAAGCUUGCAGAGCUCAGCGGGCUCCAGCGAGUCGGCGUGAUCUUCACUGACCUUCUAGCCCCACCCAAUCCGGAUCAGGGCACAGCAGUGUGCAAGCGACACGCGGAUUCCUAUUUCCUCUCCUCUCUCGAAGUGUGCUUUGCUGCGCGAUACCAGGCGAAGUAUCCUCGGCCUUCGAAGUGGAGCGAAACAGGCAAAUUCGGCAGCAAUUUCGUGACGUGCGUAAUCUCGGGUGACACCGAUGGACAGAUCGGAAUCUCCGCCUACAUGGCCUCGAAUGAUGCCGUCGAAAUGGAGCGAGCACAGAUCAUCGAGCCUUCUGCCGACCCUGCGGUCAUGCUUGUCCAGGACGAAGAGGAGGUCGACCGGCUCGGGCAGCAGCGCUAUAUCCCCGAGGUGUUCUAUCGCAAGAUCAACGAGUACGGUGCGAACGUGCAGGAGAAUGCGAAGCCCUCAUUUCCCGUGGAGUAUCUCUUUGUGACAUUGACCCAUGGAUUCCCGGAUGACCCUACGCCACUGUUCGCGACGAAUGAGUUUACAAUAGAGAAUCGAGACGCCUUGGGUGAGCUGCAAGAGCCUAGAGAUCUGCAGAAACAGCUCAAGGCGGGAGCGAACAGAGUUGCGCUCGAUACGCCGCAGGGUGUGGUAGUUGUUUCCGACUUCCAUGCCUUGACCUACAUUCUCAGUCUCGGCAUUCUCAGCGAGGACGAAAUGAAACUGCUCUGCCAGGUCGCCAUUAAGAAAGACGCCGCGCUCGGUGCCACACUUAUGCACACUCCAGGUUGGGCGACCCUCCAGACGAUCCUGCAGAUGUAGAAUUGUUAUGCACUUGCACCUCCCUUGCACUUGUAUAACUAUCUGCCCAUACUCGCAUCCAUCGUCGCCAAGAUCAUUGGUAUCUUGGAUAGUACUAAUCUUCUUCUUCUGGAUCUAGGCUGGCUCACUCUACUGGCCAUCUUGGACGAACACGGCGUAAGACCUGCAAAGAGGGGCACAGUUGCAGACUUCUCAUCUGAAUUGAGCAAGAAGAUUAAGGGUAUGAGCAUGAAUGGAAGACGGCUAUGAACGAGAGUAUGACGCACCUGCGAGACGCUAUCUUGCAGCUCUUGUACAUUUUGAAUCGGCGGACAUGAGCUACGAUGUGCAC